Molecule: messenger RNA, 2323 nt
Organism: Notechis scutatus (mainland tiger snake)
Lineage: Eukaryota; Metazoa; Chordata; Lepidosauria; Squamata; Elapidae
Product: mucin-3A-like
Source: RefSeq, a predicted model, not a curated record
CGAACGUACUACUGCCGAGAGUAAUAGCAGUCCUUCCACCACUCAAAGUACUACUGCUGAAAGCAAUAGCAGCCCUUCCACCACCCAAACUCCUGCUGCCAGGAGUACCAGUGGCCUGUCCACCAGCCAAAUGUCUGGUGCCAAGAGUACCAGCAGCUUUUCCACCAGAGUACCAACUACUGCCAAGAAUGCUAACAGCACUUCCAUCAGCGAAACUACUACUGCCAACAGAACUAGCAGUCCUUCCACCAUCCAAACUACUACUGCUGAGACUUCUAGCACCCCUUCCGCUACCAAAACUACUUCUGCCAAGAGUACUAGCAGACCUUCCACCAGCCAAUCUACUACUGCCGACAAUACUAGUACCAGUUCCACCUCCCAAACUACUACUGCCGAGAGUAGUAGCAGCACUUCCAACACCCAAACUUCUACUGCCAAGAGUUCUAGCAGCCCUUCCAUCAGUGAAACCACUGCUGUGAAGAGUACCAGCGGCCAUAUCACCACCCAACCUACUAUUGCCAAGAGUACUACCAGCCCUUCCACCACCAAAACUACUACAGCCAAGAGUUCUAGCAGCCCCUCCACCUCCCAAGCUAAGACUGCCAAGAGUUCAACCAGAACUUCCUCUACCAAAGCUAUAACUACCAAGAGUACUAGCAGUCCUUCCACCACUCAAAUUAAUCUUUCCAGGAGUACCAGCGGCCCAUCCACCAGCCAAACUACUGCUGCCAAGAGUACUAGGAGUCCUUCCAUCUCCCAAACUACUACUGCCGAUAGAAUUAACAGUCCUUCUACCCUCCAAACUACUACUGCCGAGAGUAGUAGCAGCACUUCCAAUACCCAAACUACUACUGCUGAGUUUACUAGCAGCCAUUCCAUCACCCAAAGUACUUUUGCUGAGUGGACUAGCAGCCCUUCCACCACCCAAACUACUACUUCCAAGAGUACUAGCAUCCCUUCCACCAGCCAGGCUACUAUUGCCAAGAGUUCUAGCAGCUCUUCCUCUACCAAAAUUACUUCUUCCAAGAGUACCAGCAGCCCUUCCAUUACUCAAACUACUACUGCAAAGAGUACCACCGGCCCUUCCACCAGCCAAAUGUCUUCUCCCAAGAUUAGCAACGGCCCUACCACCAGCCAAACUACUGCUGCCAAGACUACUAGCAGCCUUUCAACUAUCAAAACCUCUACUGCCAAAAGUACUAUCAGCACUUCCACUACCAAAACUUCUACUGCCAGGAGUACUGUCAGAACUACCACACGUGUGGACUUCUCUGUUCCAGAGAUAUGCCUCCAUGGUGGAAUCUAUGAUGGAAUCAAGUGCAUCUGUAAUGAAGAUUUAUUCUACGGACCCAAGUGUGAGUUCCUCGUGGAUGCAAUUCCAGUCACUGAAUUAAAGGUGACCAUUACUGUCGAAGCUCAGGUGAAAGUUACUAACAGAGAAUACAAGAAAUCUCUGGAAGACUUAAGCUCUAAAUAUUCUCAGGAAAUUCAGGCUCAGUUUAAAAACCAGAUGAAAGAUGUUUAUAGUGCUGUCCCUGGAUACCUUGAUGUGGAGAUCUUUGGAAUGAGGAAUGGCAGUAUUAUUGUGGACCACAAAGUCAUCUUCCAAGCACAAAUAGAGAAUAAUGAGAAAAUGAUCCAGCAGCAGAUGGCAAAUAUUACAGAGGGAGUGAGGAAUUCCUUGGCAGAAAUCCAAAGUGAUGAGCAUUGUGCCAGGGAUUCAGGACCAGACCUAUGCUUUGUUCCUUUACCUAACUUAAUUAUUAAUUCAAGUUAUUCAUUCAAUGGCACCUGUGAAAAUAUUACUGAUCCGAAGUAUGCAGAUUACUAUUAUCCCCACAUAAUUGAGGGUACUGUGCGCUGUGUCUCAAGAUGUUUCAAAGGCGCUCAAGAUUACAUGAACUGCUUCAAUGGUGUUUGCCAAGUCUCUGAGAUAGGCCCCCACUGCAUUUGCAAUAAUUCCGAUGUGUUCUGGUACCUGGAUAGUUCCUGCCAAAUGCCUGUCCAAAAGACUGCCCUGGGCCUUGGUCUUGCCCUGUCUGUGCUUUUUGUGGUCAGUACCAUCCUGACUGUAUUCCUCAUCAGAAACAAGCAGAAGAAAUCUAAGAAGAGAUGGUUUGAUGAUGCUGAAGUCUGGUAUGGACAAGAAACAGAAGAAGAGUGGAUACCAUCUUCGAGCCUGACCAUCAUGAAUAAAUCAGCAGUUUCAUCCUGGAAUGAACAUCAAAAACAUAAUGAAAUCCUCAAACCAUCUUUCAGCUCAGUAGAUACUUCAAUAAAGUUACGUAUAACUGAAUGCAUUUUUCCAACAGAAAGCAGAUAA